This is a messenger RNA of Eublepharis macularius, 4833 nucleotides long. RefSeq names its product DExH-box helicase 29 (gene DHX29). Gene Ontology annotation, cellular component: intracellular anatomical structure. The transcript is spliced from 27 exons. Lineage: Eukaryota; Metazoa; Chordata; Lepidosauria; Squamata; Eublepharidae. Gene Ontology annotation, biological process: translational initiation. The coding region runs from base 102 to 4202 and encodes 1366 amino acids. The record is from RefSeq and is a predicted model, not a curated record. Gene Ontology annotation, molecular function: RNA helicase activity; ATP binding; RNA binding.
AGAGAGGCUGUCACGGUGGCCGCCUCCGCCGCCGGCGCGAAGGCCCGGAUGUGAGCAGCCGCCGGUGGCUUUUUGUGCGGGUUCCGUCACGCCUUUCGGCCAUGGGCGGCAAGAGUAAGAAGCACAAAGCCGGCAGUGGCGCCGCGGGGGCCGGGAUGGUCCAUCCCACCACUGUGGCCGCUGCACGAACCAAGGCGGUGGGCACCACCCCGGCUGAGUCUGGCGCCGCCGGCGAGGCUGCAGGCAAGAAACCCCCGGCGCCCCGGCCCAGCCCCGCCGGCAAGGACCCGCGCCUGAAGCAAGGUCCGAAAACCUACAGCUUUGGUUCUGCAGCUGACUCAAAUGCUUCUGCAAAUGCAGAUAAAUCUAUUCUUAAGGUGAUGAUUAACAGUGGCUUGGAAAAAAGAAUUAUUGGUGUAAUUAACGAUCACAAAAAACAAAGUGGUGAAAAGGGGAUGAUUUCUAGAAGGCUUACUGCUAAGAAAUUACAGGAUGUAUACAUGGCUUUGCAAGGAUUUUCUUUUAAGACUGAAGAUAUUGAAGAAGCUAUGAAAAACACUAUUUUGUAUGGUGGUGAUCUACAUUCAGCACUUGACUGGUUGUGCUUAAACCUUUCAGAUGAUGCACUGCCAGAAGGUUUUAGUCAGCAAUUUGGUGAAGUGCAACAGAAAACAAGAGCAAAAUUUUAUCCUCCUGCUCCACCAUGUGAAACACCUCAAGUACCAAAUAAUAAAAAGAAGGAAGAUGGUUGUGAAAAAAAGGCAAACACAGGAAUAAAGAAAGAUAUCAGCAUGAAGGAAUGGAUCUUGCAGUAUGCUGAGCAACAGAGCGAUGAAGAGAAAAGCGAAUCUACAAAAAAUCCAGAAGAUGAGGAAAAAUUUGACCCAAAUGAAAGGUAUUUACACCUAGCUGGCAAACUUGCGGACGCCAAAGAAGAGGCAAGUUCUUCCAAGCAAGACAAAAACAAGCAAGGCCAGAAGGUAGCACAAGAAAAGAUAAGACGCAUUCAGCAAGAAAUGUCAGUAUUGGAAGAACAUCCUGUAUUCAAUCCUGCUAUCAAAAUUUCAAGCCAACCAAGUGAAAAGAAAAAGGCUCCAGUGCCUCUCGAAGCAGACGGUGCUUUGAAUCUGAAUGUGCUCGAAAAACCUCAAGCAGCUUCUGAGGAACAAAAAGUGAAAAAGAGAGCACCUCCAGAUGUGAGGAAUUUCGACUAUACUGCUAGAAGCUGGACCGGUAAAUCUCCCAAACAGUUUUUGAUUGAUUGGUGCAGAAAACAUUAUCCCAAGUGUCCAAACCCUUCUUUUGAAAAAGUUCCAGUGGGAAGGUAUUGGAAAUGUAGGGCAAGAGUUGUCAAAUCAGCUGAUGACACUAUGGCAGUGUGUCCAGCAAUCCUCACGGAGGACAGCAUGCAGGCUCAGCAUCUGGCUGCUACUUUGGCACUCUAUAAUUUAACCAAAGGACAGUCAGUCCAUCAGUUACUGCCUCCUACGUACAGAGAUGUUUGGCUAGAAUGGAAUGAUUCUGAAAAGAAAAAGGAAGAAGAACACAAGAUGGAGGCCAACAAGCCCAGAGAUCAAUUCAUUGCUAGACUGUUGAACAGGCUUAAACAGCAGCAACCCCAACAGCAACUUGAAAACAAGCCCAAAGCAUCAGAAGAUGCCGAGGACUCUUGGGAGAACUUGCUUUCUGAAGAGGAGUACAGUGGGCUUCCUCUUGAGAGCCCAGUUACAGAUGACUUGGAGCCUGCAAGGGCCCUCUUUAAAAAACUGCAGAGCACACCCAGAUACCAGAGGCUUUUGAAGGAGAGAGAGCAGCUACCUGUGUUUAAAUACAGACAUUCCAUUAUAGAGACUCUUAAAAAGCAUCGAGUUGUGGUUGUGGCUGGCGAAACAGGCAGCGGCAAAAGUACCCAAGUCCCACAUUUUUUGCUGGAGGACUUGCUGUACAACGAGCGAAAUUCAAGUAAAUGCAACAUCGUUUGCACCCAGCCUCGCCGAAUCUCAGCAGUGAGUUUGGCAACCAGAGUAUGUGAAGAGCUGGGCUGUGACAGUGGACCUGGAGGAAAAAAUUCCUUGUGCGGCUAUCAAAUCCGUAUGGAGUCUCGAACCGGAGAAGCCACUAGACUGCUUUACUGUACAACAGGAGUUCUUCUACGGAAAUUGCAAGAAGAUGUUCUUCUUUCUAAUGUGUCUCAUGUUAUAGUAGAUGAGGUUCAUGAAAGAAGUGUCCAGUCAGACUUCUUGCUAAUUAUCCUGAGGGAAAUCUUGCACAAGCGUUCAGAUCUGCAUCUUAUUUUAAUGAGUGCCACUGUAGACAGCGAGAAAUUCUCCAGCUAUUUCACUCACUGUCCCAUAUUAAGAAUUUCCGGAAGGAGUUAUCCAGUAGAGAUUUUCCAUGUUGAAGAUGUAAUAGAAGAAACUGGUUUUAUUUUGGAAAAAGAUUCUGAGUAUUGCCAGAAAUUCUUGGAAGAAGAGGAGGAAGUAACGAUUCAUGUUACCAACAAAGGUGGAGGAAUUAUAAAAUACCGGGAAAAUAUCCCUGUACAGGCUACCUCAGGUAUUGAUUUAGGUCCCUACUAUCAAAAAUACAGCAAUCGGACUCAGCAGGCUGUCUUCUACAUGAAUCCUUACAAGAUCAACUUUGAUCUCAUGUUGGAGUUGCUUGCAUUUUUAGACAGAAGUCCUCAGUUCAAAAACAUGGAAGGAGCUGUCUUAAUUUUUCUCCCAGGGCUUGCUCAUAUUCAGCAGUUGUACGACCUCAUUUCAACUGACAGAAGAUUUAAUCUAAGGGAGAGGCACCGGUUAGUUGCCCUGCACUCUGUUCUGUCGACUCAAGACCAAUCGGCUGCAUUUACUCUGCCUCCUCUUGGUGUUAGGAAGAUUGUGUUGGCCACCAAUAUUGCUGAGACGGGUAUUACUAUACCUGAUGUUGUCUUUGUAAUCGACACUGGGAGAACAAAGGAAAACAGGUACCAUGAAAGCAGUCAGAUGAGCUCUUUGGAGGAGACUUUCGUGAGCAAAGCUAGUGCAUUACAACGUCAAGGGAGAGCUGGGCGCGUCAGGGACGGAUUCUGCUUUCGAAUGUACACCAGAGAUAGGUUUGAAAGUUUCCUAGAAUACUCUGUUCCAGAAAUACUGCGUGUGCCCUUGGAAGAACUGUGCCUUCACAUAAUGAAAUGUAAUCUUGGCUCUCCUGAAGAGUUCCUCUCCAAGGCCUUGGACCCACCUCAGUCUCAAGUAGUUGGUAAUGCCAUGAACCUUCUUCGGAAGAUCGGGGCUUGUGAACUGAGCGAGCCCAAGUUGACUCCUCUAGGCCAACACCUUGCAGCAUUGCCAGUCAAUGUAAAGAUUGGUAAAAUGCUCAUAUUUGGUGCUAUUUUUGGCUGCUUGGAUCCGGUGGCCACUCUUGCUGCUGUUAUGGCAGAAAAAUCUCCAUUCACUACACCCAUUGGGAGAAAAGACGAAGCAGACCUUGCCAAAUCUUCCCUGGCGUUGGCAAACUCUGACCACCUGACAAUCUACAAGGCGUACCUAGGAUGGAAGAAGGCCCGUCAGGAAGGAGGGUACCGUGCUGAGAUGGCUUACUGCAGGAGAAAUUUUCUCAACAGGACAUCGCUAUUAACUCUGGAGGAUGUAAAACAAGAGCUGAUCAAAGUGGUGCGGGCUGCAGGAUUUGCCACAACCUCAUGUUGUCAUGGAGAUACAGACUCCCUUUCACAUCAAGAAACAGCCCUCCUUAAAGCUGUGUUGACUGCCGGGUUGUACGACAACGUGGGGAAGAUAAUGUAUACCAAGUCGGUAGAUAUUACAGAGAAAUUGGCUUGCGUGGUGGAGACGGCUCAAGGUAAAGCCCAAGUGCAUCCUUCCUCUGUGAACAGGGAUCUGCAGACCUAUGGAUGGCUGCUAUAUCAAGAAAAGAUUAGGUACGCCAGGGUAUAUUUAAAGGAGUCUACGUUAAUUUCUCCCUUUCCAAUAUUACUUUUUGGAGGUGAUAUAGAAGUUUUGCAUCGUGAACGCCUCUUGUCUAUAGAUGGCUGGAUCCAUUUUCAGGCUCCUGUAAAAAUUGCAGUCAUUUUCAAGCAGUUGAGAUCACUCAUCGAGUCCGUAUUAAAACAAAAGCUUGAAAACCCUAAAAUGUCACUCGAAGAUGACAAGAUAUUGAACAUCAUCAAAGAACUGAUAAAAACAGAAAACAUUAUAUAAAACAAAUUUAGCAGCAUCUACAGAGCCACAAUAAUUGGAAGAAGAAAAUUAAACAUGAAGCAUGUCCUCAUUUAAAAGGGAUGUUAUAUCAGCCAUCAUGUGGAAACUGCUUAAACUGGGAUACAAGUACAUUUAUGUUUUUAUGAUGGAAAAAAAUGUGUAGUAAAAUUUUACAAUAAAUUUUGGUGCUACUUGCUCAAAUGUUCUCAAUGACAGCAGUUCAAGGGGUUUGGGUAUAAAAAUGGUUGCAUGAAUUUCAUAUCUUAACGUUAUUGUCUGUAUGGAAUUGUUUUAAGCUGUCUUUUUGAAGACACAAUUGGUGAGCAGAAUUGUUAGUUUUUUUACCUGCCAAAAUAUUUUUACAGUAUUAAUCCAUUAUGAGACGGUAAUUAUCAUGCUAAUUUUAAGCAGUGCAUUUUAAGGAACUCGGAUUAUUUUUUCAGAACUGUUAUUACCCAAGUGAUGAGCUAAAAACCGAAACUACAAAUUAGCAAAAGCUCGUUAUAGUUUUGGAGCUCUGUUAAUACUUUGGCCCCCGUUGCCCUCAGGAUCGCACUUCUAUGCCUGAAAUUCAUACAUACUGAGAAUGGUGUAAAAUGAAUUCUUGAAAUAAAUAUUUAAUGUUAUAAAG